Molecule: messenger RNA, 4187 nt
Organism: Salvelinus namaycush (lake trout)
Lineage: Eukaryota; Metazoa; Chordata; Actinopteri; Salmoniformes; Salmonidae
Product: nuclear receptor-interacting protein 2-like
Exons: 6
Coding region: 665-1519 (284 amino acids)
Biological process (GO): proteolysis
Molecular function (GO): aspartic-type endopeptidase activity
Source: RefSeq, a predicted model, not a curated record
AAGCAGAGAGAGGUGAGAGAGAGAGAGCAGAGAGAGAGAGAGAGAGCAGAGAGAGAGCGAGAGCAGAAAAAGGGAGAGAGACAGCAGAGAAAGAGAGGGGCACAGUUUGCUCCUGCAGCGCUGCAAGGACAGACUGCACUGACAGAGGGGACACACACACAGCCCAGCCUGAACAGAGACAUGUCUACAUAACAGGACCAUCAGCACACUAAUCAUUUCUGGACACUGACAGCAACACAGAACACAAAUAGAUGCCAAGGACUAGCCCCUCAAAACAACCUCACCAUCACAGUGAGGGAGGUCACAGUUUGAAGGUGGAACAGUUUGAAGACGGACAACGUAAAGUUGAAGGAAGACAUUUGUUCUGGAAGAGACCAACUAAAACAGGAGUAAUCAACAGUAUCAUCUACUCUCUGCGAUCUAUCUCUUGGAAGUGAAAAGGAGAGACUUUACAGUACAGGGCACUGGGCUGUGCUGCUCUGCCUUAAACACUCAUACCCUUCUGUGCUGCUUCUGUGCUGCUUCUGCUGCUACUGCUGCUACUGCUGUUCCAAACCAGGCUACAUCAGACAGAGGUACGCUGAACGUAGCAGCUCUGCUCUACACUCUAGCUAGCUGUACUGCACUGACUGACUGGUUGACUGACUGGUUGGACUGACUGACCAUGAGUGAGUCGAAGAAGGGUGAUCUGGCUAUCCGGGAUAAAGCCAUCCUAGGCCAGCAGAGGCGUCUGAAGCAGGCCACCCAGUUCACACACAAAGACUCAGCCGACCUGCUGCCCCUGGAUGGGCUCAAGAGACUGGGCACCUCCAAAGAUCUGCAGCCCCACAGCAUCGUGCAGCGCCGCCUCAUGGCGGGAAACAUCCCACAACUGCGUGGCGAGGCCCACGUGGGGAGACCCUCGCCCCUGGUCGACAGCAAGGAGGGGGGCGCCGGCGACGCAGAGGAGAAGAGCGAGAGCACGGCUGACGACUCCACAGAGGAGAGGGAUUCGCCGGAGGAGAGCGAGAGGAGCCUAGAGACAAGGUCGGACGAGGAGGAGGACAGCAGCGAGGCCGGGGGGAAGACAAGCAGCACGGCUGGGAACCAUAAAACAGAGGAGGGGAGGAAGGAGAGUCCUCUCACUGCCCUGCUGAUCCAGUGCAAGUGCUGUGACACUGAGGUGAAGGCUUCCAUCAACACCGGGAGUCAACACAACCGCAUCUCCAGCUCCUGCUGCAGGAGGCUUGGAUUACUUCCUACCCAGGAAGGUCCACCCUGUGAGCAGACAGAGGGCCAGGGCUCUGUGAGGGGCCUGCAGCUGCAGCUGGGCAGACAGAGUGUCCAGUGCUCUGCCCACGUCACCGAGGAUGAGGUGUUUGAGCUGUGCCUGGGUCUUCAGACUCUGCAGGAAAUCAAAUGCUGUGUGGACGUGAGCAGUAGAGUCCUAAAGCUCCAGGGCUCAGGGGAGGAGCUGCCUUUCCUGGAGCCGCCAUUGGUCAGCCAGUACCAUCACCAAGACAGCAAUGAGAACCUGUGACCCUGGCGGGUCACAACCUCCCAGCCGUCCCACACCCUCCUCUGAUUGGCUGGCGCUGUAAAAACAUGAUGCAGUCUGGGUCUGGACUGUCCAACCAGUGUCUCGCACUGCCAGCAACAUGGUUGAGCACCCCAAUUCUCUUCAGUUUACACCAUUGUGUUUGUUUCUGUGGAAUUAAGGCAUUACCAUGAUGUUACUGCUGUAUUGAAUUAGCCUAGUUUAUGGAGCGGAUGGAGCUCAAGAUUUGGGACGAUUCUAUGUAACAAUCUUCAUAAUUAUCUACUUAAUCAAGGUGUUUUUUUAUGUCAGACAGUGCAUCAUUGUUCAAUACACUCUUGGAGUUCUUUGGCUGUCCCCAUAGGAGAACCCUUUCUGGUUCCAGGUAGAACUCUUUUGUGUUCCAUGUAGAAUCCUCUUUGUAAAGAGUUCUACAUCGAUCUCAAAAGGGUUCUACCUGGAACCAAAAAGGGUUCUUCAAAAAGUCAUUUUUUCUAAGAGUCUACUGAAACAUACUGAGGAGUCAGACAAUGAUUAUCAUUUGAAAUGAACAUAUUGUGAUUUGGAAGUAUAAAAUAAUUUACGUUGAUCAUCAAUUAAAUGCCAAAACUGUUUAAAAUCAAAAUCAGUUCAGCCUUGAGGAAACAAUUAUAUCUCCCUCACAUCCCUUUACAGAGAGAUAGUCUUCUAGAUGUCCUAUCAUACGUGCUCAAGAGAAACGGUGAAAAAACAGGUCUUAUGAGACCUUUGAAUCUGCCUGUUAAAAAAAUCUAAUUGAGAGUCAGGACAGACAGGGAAUUCUGGAAGAGAUGUGAGGAGACUACUGCUAUUCCUGAACUAACUGCCUUCAGCCAAGUGAAGACUCUCUCUCUCUCUCUCUCUCUCUCUCUCGUCUAUUUUCCCAAAUGAAGAGUGCUCCUAAGAAUGUCACAAUGACCCACAUCAAAACUAGUUCUCAAUAAUUCCACUUAAAUGUCAAUAGAGUCCUGGAGCUAGAUGUGUGUGUCAGACGGACAGCACAGCAAAGAGAUACAAACAGUCCAUAAUUCCGCAGGAUUUUUUGUUGAAGUCUGAAUGUUAGUGUUCCUGUGAGAGUGUGUCAGUGUGUGUGACUUGGAGAUGUGCGAGUGUGUGUACGUACUGGUAGAUGUGUGUGUGUGUGUAUGUGUGUGUGUCUGUGUGUUGGAUGCAUGUCAAUCGAGGAGGGGCUUUUCUGUUUUGAUAUGGUUAGUGGCUAGUGUUUCACAUGGGAAAGAAAAAGGGACGAGUUCUAUUUACUUCUCCUCCUCCUCCCAGCUCCUCCUCCUCCUCCCAGCUCCUCCUCCUCCUCCCAGCUCCUUCUACUCCUCCCAGCUCCUCCUCCUCCUCCCAGCUCCUUCUACUCCUCCCAGCUCCUUCUACUCCUCCCAGCUCCUCCUCCUCCUCCCAGCUCCUUCUACUCCUCCCAGCUCCUUCUACUCCUCCCAGCUCCGGUCAGAGGGAGUUGCCAAGACGCAGCCGACCCCAGCUGCCUUCCUUCCCUUGUCUUCUUCAGGGGACAUUAAUCACUCUGCUCCGAGGCUGCUCUCUGGGCCAAGGCCCUCAUAGAUGUUUGUUUAAGCAUAUUCUCUCUCUCUCCCUCUUAAUUUUUGAAGUUCGGGAAACAAAUCUGCUUGGUACAUUUUUCUCUUCUCGUUUGUUCCACUUUUGCUGACGUACGUUAUUCACUUUGACAAGCCUUGUUUGCUGAUUUGGUAUUUUACUAGGACCAGCGCAGCGGUACAGAAUUAUCAUCAAGCCUCUUGUUGCCUGACUGACAGUUUCACACUACAGGGUCGACUACAGGGCCGAAACGUACUGUGCUGGCUUGAAUAUCGUAUUUUCUCAUUAUCCUUUACAGCACGGUUCCAGCUACUAUGGUGGAGUUGUAACGAGGCCAACCCAGUACUGUACAGCUCGGCUUGGUUCAGUUUGACCCUAUGGUGUGAAUCAGGCACGUGAGAGACCCAAAAGGCCACACUAAAAUCUUCCCACUAACAUGCAUUAUACUCUGCCUUGAUCCAUUCGCAUUGUUUGGACAAUCAGGAAGCGCUUCAGACGCCCUCAGAAAGGUCUUCAUACUCUGCUUUUACCAUCUGGACCUGUAUUCAAAGAGUCUCUGAGUACGGGUUUCCACUAGAUAGCACAGCCACAAAGUCAUAAUUGGCUAUAUCGAAAAAAAUACAUGAAAACAAAAAUGAGCUUUUUGGUCUUAAUUCAAGGUUAGACAUAAGUUUUGCAGUGUGGUUACGGUUAGGUUUAAAAUCAGAUUUUUGGAAGAGAUGUAGAAAUAGGCUGGGUUUAUGACUUUGUGGCUGUGGUAACUAAUGACUACCCUGGGUAGGUGCUGAUAUCGGAUCAGUCAUGCCUUUCAGAGCAUAAUGGAUAAGAUUACAUGGACCUGAUCCCAGAUCUGCACUUCUACUCAGACUUUUUGUGAAGAUAGGCCCUGGACAGUGCCAUGCUCUCGACUGUGUAACAAUAUCCAUCUGACCUCUAGCUCUUUCUUUGGAGGUCACCCACGAAUAGAUUGCUAAUGUUUCGUACUAGUGUACUUCCUAAUAUGCUGUGCGAUGGUAAUCGAUGUAUGAAAUACAUUUAUUUUUUGUGAACAGUAUUUUCUCUGCCUAUUAAAAGAUGUAUUCUGGCUAGC